This is a messenger RNA of Chelmon rostratus (copperband butterflyfish), 1239 nucleotides long. Its product is annotated as pleckstrin homology domain-containing family A member 4-like. NCBI's taxonomy places the organism in Eukaryota, Metazoa, Chordata, Actinopteri, Chaetodontiformes, Chaetodontidae. Bases 1 to 1239 code for a protein of 412 amino acids. The record is from RefSeq and is a predicted model, not a curated record. The transcript is spliced from 11 exons.
AUGGAUGACCAGGACAGGGUGAGCCAAGCAUCCAGUGUGGCCACUAUUUCCUACUUUCCCGUCAUAAAGGAAAGUGACGGAAAGGUGCAAACGUUUGGGAAACGGUGUCAGUCUGCCAAGAGAGACCCCAACUGUCCUGUGGUCAUCAGAGGAUGGCUCAACAAAAAAGACAGCUCUGGUUUGAAGCUAUGGAAGAGGAGGUGGUUUGUCCUCUCCAACUACUGUCUGUUUUACUAUAAAGACAGCAGAGAAGAAUCUGUGCUGGGCAGCAUCCCACUCCCGAGCUACAAAAUCCUGUUCUGCACACCCCGAGAAUGCAAGAACAGGAAGUUCACCUUCAAGGUGGUGCACCAGGGAAUGCGUUCUUAUUUCUUCAGUGCUGACACUCAGGAGGAUAUGUUGGGUUGGGUCCGAGCCCUCAGUCAGUCUGCUAUGAUGGAGCCAGACAGCUCCCUGAACAGGCGGUGCUCAAGCUAUCAGGAUUUCACACAGAUAGGUGGCAGCAGUGAAUCAGUGGACUUCCCCAAACCCCCGUCUGAUGGAGAGGGUCCCUCCCAAAAGCACAGGCACAUCAGCAGGACUCUGAGUGAACCGAGUCAGCUCACCGGGGGGAGGAUGGGGACGUCGCACUCCGAGCGCAGGGGGAGGCGGAGUGUGCGUCAGAGAAACAGCAGAACACCCAGCCCUCCUGAUUUUAGCCGAAGAAGGGUUUGUGGUCCAAACCAAGAGGAAGAGUCUCUCCCUGGCCAAAACACGCCACCCACGCAGACAGAAAUGAUGGGGACGGGCUCCUUGACCUCAAGAGGUCAGCUGGGUUCGCGACCUCACACACCGGUGGGACGGGUGGACAUUCGACCCCACGAUGACUCAGCCAUGGGGCCGCAGAUGCUGUACUACACACCUGCCUCACCGAAGCUGGAGUUCAAAUCCACCCCGAACACUCCAGGCUCAGAAAGGUGGCAGAAUCCAACACCUACAUAUGGUUCUGUCCAUCAUAUCUCGAGUGGGAGAAGACCUUUAGGAAAGAGCUACUCCACAGGGGCGCAUGCAGACUUACUGCCCCCUUUGCCCCCCUCAUCGAGAGCCACACACGCUCCCCACCCCCCACACCACCACCACCACCACCACCACCAUCACCGCAGCAAUGGCCCGAAGUCUGACCCGAGGGAAACCCCACCCAUCAGGCCUCUUGAAAGUGAUGCAGAUGUGAGCUGUGUUGACGAGGCUGUGUGGGUGUGA